AUUACGCUGCACCAGAUUGUUGGUUUCGUUUCGGAGAAGAAUUAAGCACUCGGUUGCAGAACAGAACAAACUUCUUUCACUCUUUCGCUUCUGAAUCUUCAACAAUGGUGCUCGAGGCGACGAUGAUCUGUAUCGACAAUUCUGAAUGGAUGCGUAACGGAGAUUACUCUCCUUCUCGAUUUCAAGCUCAAGCAGACGCUGUCAAUCUCAUAUGCGGUGCUAAAACGCAGUCUAAUCCGGAAAAUACAGUGGGAGUUCUCACAAUGGCUGGGAAAGGCGUUCGUGUUUUGGUUACCCCUACCAGUGAUCUGGGCAAGAUCUUAGCCUGCAUGCAUGGACUAGAUAUAGGUGGUGAGAUGAACCUAGCUGCUGGCAUUCAGGUGGCACAAUUGGCUCUUAAGCAUCGGCAAAAUAAAAAGCAACAGCAGAGGAUUAUUGUCUUUGCUGGAAGUCCUGUCAAGCAUGAAAAGAAGAUGCUGGAGAUGAUAGGGAGAAAGUUGAAAAAGAAUAGUGUUGCACUUGAUAUUGUUAAUUUUGGUGAAGAAGAUGAGGGGAAGACAGAGAAGCUGGAAGCACUCCUUGCAGCUGUUAACAAUAAUGAUACCAGCCACAUUGUUCAUGUUCCAUCUGGUCCAAAUGCUCUUUCUGAUGUACUUAUAAGUACGCCUAUUUUUACUGGUGAUGGGGAAGGUGGAAGUGGUUUUGCUGCUGCUGCCGCCACCGCUGCAGCUGGUGGUGUAUCCGGAUUUGAGUUUGGCGUGGAUCCAAACUUGGAUCCAGAAUUGGCUCUUGCUCUAAGAGUUUCAAUGGAAGAGGAGAGAGCCAGGCAGGAAGCAGCUGCAAAAAAGGCUGCAGAGGAUGCUGCCAACCUAGAGAAGGGAGAUGAGCAGCAAGCAAGCUCACAACAUGCAACAAUGACUGAGCGUGCCGGUGCAGCAACAUCUGAAGCUGAGAAUAAGACAAGUGAUUUGAUGGAUGAUGAGAAUGCCCUACUACAGCAGGCACUUGCAAUGUCAAUGGAUGAUUCUGCAAUUAGCCAUGAUGUAAAAGAUACAGAUAUGUCUGAAGCAUCUGCAAGUGAUCCUGACUUGGCUCUGGCACUUCAAUUGUCAAUAACAGAUAGUGCAAAGGAUCAAUCAAGCCAGUCAGACAUGAGCAAAUUGUUAGCUGAUCAAUCCUUUGUAUCUUCUAUCCUUGCAUCGCUUCCUGGGGUUGACCCAAAUGACCCUUCUGUCAAGGAUUUGCUGGCGUCCAUGCAAAAUCAGUCUGAGCCUCAACAGAAGAAUGACGACAAGCCAUCAAACGAGGAGGAGAAGAAGUAAUCUUUAAGAGCCACUUUUCCCUGUAUGAUUUUUAUUUUGUUGGUAGCAUUCUUCGCGGCUGUUGCUAAUCGGGGAACUAUUCCAAUAUGUCUCUCUGCAGUUUAAUUGGAACCCAAUGCAUGUCUCUCGAUUGAAUAUUGGAUGAUUUUUAACUUAAAAAAUGCUCUUGAUUGUCAUGCCUUAUUCUUGGUUAGUGCUUAUCAUCUGACGAGGGCUUUUAAAUGACUGUUUUAAUACCUAAGAAAGUUUCAACUAUUAAAAUGUAUUUCAAUCUCAUCUCCA
This is a messenger RNA of Glycine soja, 1604 nucleotides long. Its product is annotated as 26S proteasome non-ATPase regulatory subunit 4 homolog. NCBI's taxonomy places the organism in Eukaryota, Viridiplantae, Streptophyta, Magnoliopsida, Fabales, Fabaceae. The transcript has 10 exons. The record is from RefSeq and is a predicted model, not a curated record. Gene Ontology annotation, biological process: proteasome-mediated ubiquitin-dependent protein catabolic process. The coding region runs from base 105 to 1322 and encodes 405 amino acids. Gene Ontology annotation, cellular component: cytosol; proteasome regulatory particle, base subcomplex; nucleus. Gene Ontology annotation, molecular function: polyubiquitin modification-dependent protein binding.